AUGCGUGUCCUCCUUGCACCACCUCACUCGGAGAGGGGGGCCUUCUCGGCCGAGCAUGUUGCGAGUUUCCUUGUUUACAUACGAAUCCGGGUCAUCACCACGGCUCAGCCAGGGGCAGUUGCUACUCGGUGCAACCCCUUCCUGGUGGUAACCUCUGAUGCCUUGGCCAGCCCUUUGGAACUAUGCUUGAGAGACACUACUACGUCAGCUGUGGCCCAGUUCAGUUUGACUUUGGCGGGCCACUACGUCUAUUUACGCCGUGAUGACACUAGUGCACACGCAUUUGAUGGAUGCUAUGUCCGUUCGGAUAGGCUUAUCUCAAGAGAGGGCCAAGUUGUGUAUAAUCAGCAGUUGGAAGCCAUUGUGUUAUCUAGUCCAGUCGCGGUACCUGGUCAUGAGGAGCAAGCCGUAGAGGGGAGUGGUAGUGGUAUCAGCCUGGAGGUUCAGCGUGUUGUGCGGUGUUGUUCUCUUUACCAGUGGGGGGUUUCGGCGUUCGGACAGAUCAUACCGACGCCGAAGCUUCUGAAUGAGUUUGGUAACGACGUCGAGAUUUCUAGCAUUUCUGCUGGGGCGCAUUUUGCCCUCGCCGCGGAUCGAACCGGAGUGGUUUAUGGCUGGGGCGAUGACACGUAUGGCGAGCUGCCCUCAUCCAACUCCGUUAGAGUGGCUGUUGAGGGAAGCGUCUCGAGGAUCGAAGCUCUGGAGGGGGUCAAGGCCAAGCAGGUGGCGUGCGGAGACCGUCACGCUUUNNNNGGUGCUAGCCAUUCAACUUUACCAGCUCCCGUCCUUCAGCAGUCUAGGCUUACAAACUCUGGCUUUACAGCGUUGGAUACCUUCACGGGAACACUACCAGAUGCAUUAUCGUUUCGGGAGGAGACCAACCAGUGA
This is a messenger RNA of Perkinsus marinus ATCC 50983, 888 nucleotides long. RefSeq lists its product as hypothetical. The record is from RefSeq and is a predicted model, not a curated record. NCBI's taxonomy places the organism in Eukaryota, Perkinsozoa, Perkinsida, Perkinsidae. The transcript is spliced from 5 exons. The coding region runs from base 1 to 888 and encodes 295 amino acids.